This is a messenger RNA of Jaculus jaculus (lesser Egyptian jerboa), 2747 nucleotides long. RefSeq names its product acid phosphatase 3 (gene Acp3). Lineage: Eukaryota; Metazoa; Chordata; Mammalia; Rodentia; Dipodidae. The transcript is spliced from 11 exons. Gene Ontology annotation, biological process: lysosome organization; dephosphorylation. Gene Ontology annotation, molecular function: acid phosphatase activity. Gene Ontology annotation, cellular component: lysosome; plasma membrane. The record is from RefSeq and is a predicted model, not a curated record. Bases 65 to 1294 code for a protein of 409 amino acids.
GCCUCGGCCACUUGCUGUGAGGACAGCUCCCGGCCACAUCGGAGCCAGCCCCCCGCCCCCGGCUAUGGCAGCCAGCCUGAGCCUGAGCUUCCUGCUCCUGCUUUCCCUCCCCAUGGACCCAGGCGUGCUCGCCAAGGACUUGAGGUCUGUGGCAUUGGUGUUUCGACAUGGAGAUCGAAGUCCCAUUGAAACGUUUCCUAAUGAUCCACAUAAGGAAUCCUCAUGGCCACAAGGAUUUGGCCAACUCACACAGCUGGGCAUGAAGCAACACUUUGAACUUGGAAUGUAUUUGAAGAAACGAUAUGCAAAUUUCUUGAAUGAAUCCUACAAACACGACCAGGUUUAUGUCCGAAGCACAGAUAUUGACCGAACGUUGAUGAGCGCAAUGACAAACCUGGCAGCCCUGUUUCCUCCCCUGGGCAUCAGCAUCUGGAACCCCAAGCUGCCCUGGCAACCCAUCCCAGUGCACACAGUGCCCGUCUCUGAAGACCAGUUGCUCUACCUGCCCUUCAUGAACUGCCCUCGUUUUCAAGAACUUAAGAGUGAGACUUUGAAAUCCGUGGAAUUUCAGGAGAGGCUGCAACCAUAUAAGGAUUUUAUAGAAACUUUGCCAGCACUUUCGGGAUUGACAGGCCAGGAUUUUUUUGAAAUUUGGAGUAAGAUCUAUGACCCAUUAUAUUGUGAGGGUAUUCACAAUUUCACUUUACCCUCCUGGGCCACCAAGGAUGCCAUGAAUAAGCUAAGAGAAAUAUCAGAAUUAACCUUGCUGUCCUUUUAUGGAAUUCACAAACAGAAAGAAAAAUCGAGACUCCAAGGGGGCGUCCUGGUCAAGGAGCUCCUGAGUCACAUGGAGACCGCAGCGCAGGCCCGGAGCCCCAGGAAGCUGGUCAUGUUCUCCGCGCAUGACACUACCGUGGGUGGCCUACAGAUGGCGCUAGAUGUCUACAACGGACUCCUGCCUCCGUAUGCUUCUUGUCACAUCAUAGAAUUGUACCAGGAGGAUGGGGAGUACUCUGUGGAGAUGUACUAUCGGAAUGAGACCCAGCACGAGCCAUACCCACUCACGCUGCCAGGAUGCACCCACAGCUGUCCUCUGGAGAAGUUUGCCCAACUGCUUGCCCCUGUGAUCCCUCAAGACUGGUCCAAGGAGUGUAUGACCACAAGCAAUCACCAAGUUCUAAGGGUCAUCCUGGCCGUCACCUUUUGCCUGGUAUCCGGAGUCCUGGUGGCAUUGCUGUUCGUCCUUAUCCGCCAUGGGCCUUGCUGGCAGAGAGACGCCUACAACAACAUCUGAACCCACGGGACACGCGGCCCUCGCAGGACAGAUUUCUGCCUCGUGCCCAUGCCCAUGCCCUCGCCUGCACCCUUCCUCUGCAGAGCCACCCCGAAGCAGCCACUGCGGGGAGCUGCUGGGCUGGCAGGUGUCCUGGGUCUCUUCCUGGCUGAGGGUGGUCUGGGGCUGCUAAGACAGGUCCUGCAGCCGAGGGCAGAGAGAGCCGCAGAGCAACCCCAAGCCAAACUCCAGCCCGCCUGGGUGCCCGCAAAGAGCCAAGUUGGCAAGGGGGUGGAACAAAGACGUACAUUAGACCACUCUGGAUGGUGGGAAACGGUUGUUUGCAAGUACAAGGCAAGUCUCAAAGACAGGCCCGGUGAGGAAUGAUGAGCCCUUCCUUUAGUUAUUUGGUUGCACCAUUGCGCGCACACACACACACACACACACACACACACACACACACACACACAGGAAGCAAUUCUUAACAGGACUUAACAUGUGCAUCUAAAAUAAGAGGUAUUUAAUUCUCAGAAACUAAUACCAGCCAUUUUAAGGUGCAGCUAAGGUCAUUUUCUCACAAUUCUCAUAUUUAAGAAAAACUUGAAAAUCUAUGAGUUUUAAGUUCCUUUUUUUUUCUAACCUCUACUAUCAGAACUUGAUUUUUAAAAAUUAUUUUUUCAUUUAUUUAUUUGCAAGCGGAGAGAUAGAAAAGGGACAUAGAGAAUGGGCAUGGCAAGGCCUCCAGACACGUGCACCGCUUGGUGCAUCUGGCUUUAUGUGGGUACUGGAGAGUUGAACCUUGGUUCUUUGGCUUCAUAGGCAAGUGCCUUAACCACUGAGUCAUCUCUUCCAGCCCCAGAGCUUAAUUUUUAUACAGUGUGUAUUAUCUAAUUUCACUUUAAAAUUAUAUCUAACAUUCAUAAGGACUUUUCAUGAAUGAAAAAAUAUUUUUUUUUUCCAAGGUAGGAUUUCGCUCUAGCCCAGGCUGACCUGGAAUUCACUAUGUAGUCUCAGGGUGGUCUUGAACUCACGACAGUCCUCCUACCUCUGCCUCCCAAGUGCUGGGAUUAAAGCGUGCACCACUACGCCCAACUAAAUAAUGUGUUUUCAUUGCCACAAAUAUAUCGAAUUAUUUAUUUACUUAUAUUUUUGCUGCAGGGCCUCAUGUAUGUUAGGAUAGUCAGUCCUCUACCAUGGAGCUGCACCCUCAGCACUACCUGAAUUUUAUUUGUGGGGAGAUAGAAAGAAAAGUGGACCGAGGGUGGAAGCCCCAUGCUCAAUUCUGUUCUGGCUUGGGCCAAAAACUUGAAACAAGUGCUUUUAUAUUUUCCAUCUUGAUUUCUUAAUUCUAUAAUGGAAGACUCCAGGUAGAGAGAUGGCUCCCGCAGUUAAAUGUACUUGUUUAGCAAAGCCUGCUGGUCUGGGUUUUAUUUCUCAAUACCUACAUAAAGCAGAUGCAAAAAGGGGCACAGCG